Molecule: messenger RNA, 627 nt
Organism: Camelina sativa (false flax)
Lineage: Eukaryota; Viridiplantae; Streptophyta; Magnoliopsida; Brassicales; Brassicaceae
Product: putative BTB/POZ domain-containing protein At2g40450
Molecular function (GO): protein binding
Source: RefSeq, a predicted model, not a curated record
AUGGCAAAAGCGAGCAACGAAGAUGGUUUCUUGAAUGGAUUUAGGAAACUAUUGACAGAACAAUGGCAAUCCGAUGUUCAGCUCAGGGCUGGAGACAGUGAUGAUGCUUCAACAACUAUCUUCGCCCACAAACUUGUUGGUAACACAAGGUCUGAAGUGUUUAAGAAGAUGCUGGAACCAGACGAGAUCAAGGCUUCGGCUAAGUUAGAGACUAUCACUCUCCCUGAGAUGAAACAUGAAGAAUUAGAGGCUUUUGUUGAUUUCAUCUACAGCGUUGAUGGUUCUUCCUCUUCUUCUGCCAGUCUCAAGAAACAUGCUCGGUCACUCUAUCUUGCAGCAGAUAAAUAUGAGAUACCGCAUCUACGUGACCUAUGCAGAACCGAGCUUGUAUCUACUUUAAAUUCAUCAAACGCUCUUAGCAUCCUUGAGCUCGCCCAAAUCCCUUUUGACAUAGUCCUCCACAAGUCUGCCUUCACUAGUAUCCAAACCCAUUUAAACGUGAUUGCUAACUCUGAUGAGUUCAAGUUGUUUGUCGUCAAUCAUCCAAAUCUUACAGUGGAGAUUAUGAAGGCUUCUCUUACUCGAGCCACUACUAACAAUCGAUGCCACUGUUAUUAUUGUGGUUAA